This is a messenger RNA of Symbiodinium necroappetens, 1131 nucleotides long. Lineage: Eukaryota; Dinophyceae; Suessiales; Symbiodiniaceae. The record is from the annotation of a GenBank genome assembly.
GACGUUAUUCCACGGUCUCCUGGACAAGACCUGCGAGCGGCGCCAUUGGUUUCCUUCUUCGUGGAAGAGCGGAUCGUUGGCCUCAUCCUUCGACAUUGGUUUGCUGCUUAUGACUCAGAUGGAGAUGGCGUGCUGCAGCUGGAGGACUAUGCGCGACUGGUUGCCGACUAUCAGCUUCCGCUCACGGCCUCGGAUGAGGUCUAUACCCGUGCCACGCGCGAGCACCCUGGUGGGCUUGAUAUGCUGGACUUUCAGUCGCUGCUGGAGAAGACCAGUGCUUUGUCCACAGGAACCUCUAUUGAAAAGGACGACGAGAUUGGAAGACUUUGGCGAACGGUGGAGCCUUCCCAGCAGUUCGUCGAGCCGAGCCGCGUUUUCGUGGCAGAUGGACGGACGGGCUCUUCUCCUCCACUUCUGCAGGGGCAUCUGCGCUUCGUUUGCUUGUCCGACACACAUGGCCAACAUCGUGAACUGUCCUCGCGGCUCCCGCCGGGUGAUGUUUUAUUGCACGCAGGUGAUUUCUCGACAGAUGGAAGUUUGGAAGAGGUCUUGGAUUUUGCCGCGUGGAUACGGUCGUUGCCAUAUGCUCACAAGCUUUUGAUUGCUGGCAACCACGAUUUGCCGAUGGACAAAUCCUACCGAGGGGGCAAGGCCAAGCAAAAGGCCAGCCAAGUGCGCGCGGCAUUUUUGGCUGCCUUCUCGGAGGGGGAUGGGGUGACGUACUUGGAGGACUCGGAAGUUGAAAUCGGUGGCGUCCGAGUCUACGGCACGCCCUGGCAACCGGAAUUCAUGGACUGGGCCUUCAAUCUGCCCCGACACGAAAUUGGCAACAAGUGGAAGGCAGUGCCCACGGGUGUGGACGUCCUGCUGGUUCACGGCCCGCCCUUGGGCCGUGGCGAUGCGCUUUUGCCCUCCUUGCGGCGGCGAGGCUGUGCUGACCUCUUGACGGAAGUCCAAGAGCGGAUCCGACCUCAGUUCUGUGUCUUCGGCCACAUCCACGAGGGUGCGGGUGUCACCUGCGAUGGAACUACGCACUUCGUGAAUGCCUCUUCGAUGAACGAGCACUACCAGUGUAUCCAUGCCCCACUGGUAUUCGACAUCAGCACCUCUGCGAAGGAAGGGUUCCGCUAA